Messenger RNA from Pyricularia pennisetigena, 2385 nucleotides. RefSeq lists its product as uncharacterized. The coding region runs from base 1 to 2385 and encodes 794 amino acids. Gene Ontology annotation, molecular function: 3-dehydroquinate dehydratase activity. The record is from RefSeq and is a predicted model, not a curated record. The transcript has a single exon. NCBI's taxonomy places the organism in Eukaryota, Fungi, Ascomycota, Sordariomycetes, Magnaporthales, Pyriculariaceae.
AUGGCGGCAGUUCAGCAGGCAUUUGUUGUCACGGCGCCUGCAGCUCCUGCGCCCGUUCGGCCGAAGAGCCUGAACGGCACGGCUAAUGACCCCAGGAUGGAUAUUGAUGACAAGCCCCACCAGUUCACGCUGGAGAACGGCACCAUGUUCGGCAGCGGUCUGCAGAGGGGUGAUACUCGCAUUGUCACCAUCGUCUACGGCCCAAGGCAAGAAAAGAUCCUCUCCGUCUUUGCAGAGGUGCUAGGGCAGCCCUGCAGGCUAAGUGCCAGUUUCUCUAAUGUCACCCUGGCUGAUCAAGGUGCCGUCGUGGGCAUCCUGGCUUCCGAUGCUGCGGUCGACCUUGCGGGGCGGGACCGAAAUCACGUCGUCGCCAUCAACGCACACUGCGUCGACCUGGGCAUGCCUCCAGAUCCGUAUCUCUCGUCUCAAUGCGACUAUGAAUUUCUUUACACAGACACGCCAUUUUCCCGCCGAGACCUUGCCAGGUUCGUCUCAUUCACACUAGGUCAGAUCAACCACCACGAAACGCUCAUGACGAAACCCCGAACGUUUAUGAUCUCGACAACAUUCCCCGACGUACGCGCCGCGCUGCCGAACAUCGACAUACUUACCGUUGGGGCCGAUGCGGUAGAGUUGAGGGUGGAUCUGCUCAAAGAGCCUCUAGCUCACGGAGGGCAUGCUGCAGUUCCGAGCUUAAGCUACGUUGGCGAGCAGGUAAUGCUGCUGCGUCAACGGACCGAGCUUCCUAUCAUAUUCACCACCAGAUGUACCAGGGAGAACGGUCGAUUCCCAAUGGAAAACCCCGACCUUUACUACGAGUACCUAUACCGAGCAAUACAAUGGGGUGUCGAAUACAUCGACGUAGAGGUGUGGCUGCCAGAGAGAAUCAGACGGCGAUUGUGGGAAAAACGAGGAAGCAGCCGGAUUAUGUCUGCGUUUCACGAUUUUUCAGGUACUUUCAAAUGGCCCUCGUCUGAUGCUCAAAACGUUUUUUCCGAAUCGCGAAGGUUUGCAGAUAUUGUCAAAAUGCAUGCCAUCAUAAACGACCACAACGAGAACUUCGAGUUGGAAUACUUCCGCGUCAAGAUGAAGUCAGAACAACCGGGGGCUCCGCCGCUAUCCGCCGUCAACAUGGGAGAGGUAGGACAGUUCUCAAGAACACUAAACCGGGUAUUUACCCCCAUAACACACCCGCUUCUGCCCAUAAUAGCCGCACCAGGGCAGAUGAGUGCCGCACAGAUCAACGCUGCUCUAGCCAUGGUUGGACAACUCCCCAAGAAACACUUUUACGGCAUCAGUGGCCCGUCUUCGCGGGGUGCUACGCCCCAGGCACCCUUCUACGAAAAGUGCUUUAAUGAGCUGGGACUUCCGCAUCACUUUUCUGUUGUCCAACGCCAGGCACGCGGCAUUGGUGGUGUUGAUACUUGGUGUAAUCAAAAGGACUUUGGUGGCGCCUAUCUCAACCCGGCAAUGUCCCAUCACGACCUCAUUUCAAAAAGUCAAUUCUUCCAGUCUCUCAACAGCGGCUCUGGUCCCAUUCUGACCGAAGCAGCACUCCUCAUUGGGGUCGUCGACACGAUUGUUGUUAGGCCUGGCCCGGCUUCCCCUGCUUCGAUACCUUCAACGCCGAUACAAAGAUCAUCUCCCACACUCAAUGGAAAUGGACAGGGGCUUUACCGACCACCAGCAAGUGGGCUACCGGCUGGCACUGCCCUCGUUUUUGACAACGCUCUGUGGAGAGGUGUUCUCAGCACACUUACACGAGAUCUAGCACCAUCUGCAUACUUUGGCUGUUCUGCUGUUGUCUUAGCAAGCUCAUCAGAAGACGCUGCUAGCGUUAUUUUUGCCCUGAAGGCUCUGAGGGUCGGAAAAGUAUUCACUGUCGGGUUCAAGACACCGCCUGCGCUUGCGGCCGACCUCGAGAUUGAGCCUUUUACAUCCCUUGAAAGUUUACAACGAGCCCGCUCGCCGAGUAUGAAUACCACUACCGGCUCUGCGCCCAGCCACAGGAUGGACUCAGGUCAUCAGCAGCAGCAAUUACCGCCAUUCGUUGUUGUCAGUGCCCUUAGCGCAGAAAAAGCUAGUAUAGUCGGCAUGGUUGUCCGCCUCUUCGGGUCGCAGGCUGGAAACUCCCCUGUUCCUACCACCGCCAACGGGACGAGCUGGACUCCGUCUGCGCCACAGCGGAGAGUUUUCUUAGACCUGUCCCAGCCGAGUGUACAGCGGAGAGGGGCGGAUCCCACCUUGAUCGCCGAGCAGAACGGGUUUGCGGCAUACGGACUGGCAGACACGGCUGCUUUUGCAACUGUCGAAACGCUGCGGCUCUUGGUGGGCCAGAAUGUGCCAUAUAGCUUCGUGAGACUGGCUAGCGGAAGGCCUUACUGA